UUUGUUUUGCCUGCUGAGUUGAACAGAAUGUGUGCAGGGCAGAGGGAGAUGGAAAGCUAUCUGGCUCUCAUUCUGCUGUCAUCCACAGUCACAUUCAUCACAGCUGAUACUGUCAGGCUGAUGAAUGGUAGCAGUCACUGUGCAGGGAGGGUAGAGACUCUUUAUGGAGGAAAGUGGGGAACGGCGUGUGAGGGUGACUGGGAUAUGAAAAAUGCUGCAGUGGUGUGUAGAGAGCUGGGCUGUGGGGAGGCUGUAGAUGUACUGGGUAAUGCUCACUUUGGACAGGGAUCAGGACUAAUCUGGGCAAAUCAUAGGAUCUGUACUGGAUCAGAGUCCACAUGGGAAAAAUGUGGAGCUGCUACUACUUGGAAAUUGCUUCAGGAAUGUAGUCAUGAGAACGAUGCUGGAAUAAUCUGCUCAGGAGUCAGACUGAUUGGUGGAUCCCAUUGCUCUGGGAGAGUAGAGGUGCUUCAUGGGAAGAACUGGACCACAGUGUGUGAUAUAGUGUGA
This is a messenger RNA of Electrophorus electricus (electric eel), 510 nucleotides long. The record is from RefSeq and is a predicted model, not a curated record. Lineage: Eukaryota; Metazoa; Chordata; Actinopteri; Gymnotiformes; Gymnotidae.